GAUGCGAGGCGUAGCAAGCCCGAUAGAGUUCACUGGCUGAGGGAGACAGCUGUGUGUCUUGUUGGUUUAUAUGGGGGGACUGUCACCAUGGGAGGAAAGAAAUCUAAAUAUCAGAGCAUGGAGGGUAAAUGCACAACAGCCAAAGAUGAUGCUUCUGAAAAGAAGGGGGCGGAUCCAGACCCAAUCGAUUACGAGAAGCUCUAUUUCAAGGCCGAAUUUACCGCCAUGGACAAGGAAUACCGCGGGAAAUUGACCACGGCGGAGUUUGUCAAACUGAUGAUGUUUCUGGGAUAUGGAGAGAGGUGGAAAGUGGAGGAGCUGCUUAAAUCUAUCAAUAUCGAGGGAGAUGGAUUUAUUACUAUUGACGAAUUCUACGACGCCAUGAGCCGCCCUGGUGUAAAGGACGGAACAUCAAGGUUACGAAAUAUCUUCUUUAAGUUUGAUGAUAACAAGGAUGGACGCGCGACAAAGGAACAGAUACUUCAGGGGUUCAAGGACAUGGGGGUCGAGGUCGAUGACGAAAUAAAGGACAAGGUCAACAAACUGGACACCAACAAUGACGGCAAAGUGGCUUAUCAGGACUUUGUCCAGAGUCAGCUGGUGACGAAAGGUGUUCUCCACUAGCGGAAGAAAUCUCCACUAGGGGGAGAUAAUCAGCUACUGGCAGACAUUGAGUUCAGUUAUUGCAUUUGGUGGUUAAGGGAAGGUGAGCUCUACUGAGGAAUGACGAAUUGGAUUUUUUUAUGAAGAACAUUAAUGUAACAAGACUGGGAUAACUCAGAGUUGAUCGAUGUAUUCAUUUACUAUAUCUUUUUACUUUACUAUAUUUAUUUCUUUAUUUAUAUUUUAUCUACUUGAGAGAGUUCUCUACUUUUGAUUGAUUUCAGUAUUUGACAGCUUUAAUGAAUAAAAUGUGCAAGUUUUAUCAA
This is a messenger RNA of Saccostrea echinata, 929 nucleotides long. RefSeq lists its product as uncharacterized. Bases 88 to 624 code for a protein of 178 amino acids. Gene Ontology annotation, molecular function: calcium ion binding. Lineage: Eukaryota; Metazoa; Mollusca; Bivalvia; Ostreida; Ostreidae. The record is from RefSeq and is a predicted model, not a curated record. The transcript is spliced from 4 exons.